Messenger RNA from Talaromyces stipitatus ATCC 10500, 1585 nucleotides. RefSeq lists its product as uncharacterized. The record is from RefSeq and is a predicted model, not a curated record. Gene Ontology annotation, molecular function: transmembrane transporter activity. NCBI's taxonomy places the organism in Eukaryota, Fungi, Ascomycota, Eurotiomycetes, Eurotiales, Trichocomaceae. Bases 1 to 1500 code for a protein of 499 amino acids. Gene Ontology annotation, biological process: transmembrane transport. The transcript is spliced from 6 exons.
AUGGAAAGACAGCCAAAAAUGCGCGGGGAUAUCAUCCUUGUGCCGCAACCAAGCGAUGAUAGUGCAGAUCCUCUAAACUGGAGUCAGCGCAAAAAGUAUAUGACGCUAGGUAUUGUCAGUCUGGCAGCCUUUACUUCACAUUGCGCUGCUCUUGCCAAUCAGCAGGGUAUCAGUCCACAAGCCAAACUCUAUCAUAAAAGCUUGAAUGAUAUGGCGGAUACGGUCGCCACGGCUAUAGCCGGCAUGGUUGCUGGACCCCUUGUGCUCGUGCCGUUGACUCAUAUCUUCGGUUGCUGCUCCAUAUUGUUAUGGAGUAUGGUUGCUUCUACCUGCGGCAGUAUAUGGUCUGCUCUUAUGACCAAACCAAACCAAUAUGUCGCAUUCACAAUAUCCCGCUUAUCUGUCGGAUUAUUCAGUGCAACCCCAACUGUUUUGGGUCCGCAAAUGCUGGUUGACAUUUUCUUUCUUCAUGAGAGAGGGACUGUCUUCAACACCUUCAUGGUGUGGUCGACUUUUGGUGUGAUCAUUGGACCAACAUUGGGAGGGUUCAUCGUCGCACAUGCCCCUUGGCCAUGGGAGUUUUGGUGGACAGUGGUGCUGCAGGGUGCAGUUGUCCUUCUGGCAUUUGUUUUUCUGGAAGAGACGGGGUUCACCAGAGAGAAUGGAAAAGUAUACCCUCGUCGUCCCUCUGCGUUCAUACACAAUCGAGUGGCCACGUAUUUCCCGGGCACACAAGUAGCACAUGUUGGAGGUUUGCAAGAAGCACUCCACUCGGCAUGGGCACAGGUCCUAAUUGGCAUCACUCCAGUAACGAUCUUAGUUGGAAUCUUUCUCUUUGGGCUAUCCGGGUGGUUUGUGAGCUUCAACACUCUCUUGAGUGUGUUCCUGCAAAACCCUGUUGCAGCUGGAGGUUAUGGGUUCUCGACUCAACAAAAUGCAGCAUUCACCUUUACAAUGUGGAUCGGUGCCGCUGUAGCACAAUUCUGGGGGGAUUUCUUCAACGACCGCAUCCCAUUGUACUUUGUGGCCAGGAAUUCCGGAACUUGGAAGCCUGAAUACCGUCUCCAUUCCCUCUGGAUUCCCUCGUUUCUGGUCACGCCGAUUGCGUUGGGCAUUGUCGGUACCACAUUGAAAUAUCACCUGCAUUACAUUGUUCUCGCUGGCGGCGCAUUUCUCAUCACGUUCGCAUCUGUCUGCACCAAUCCAGUUGCAAUUAACUAUCUGGUCGAAUGCUUCAUGAACUAUCCAACCGAGGUGAAUUGUAUUCUGGCAGUGUAUCGUCUAAGUUUAGGGCUUGGAAUCCCAUUCUUCGUUAGGGUCUGGGUCGCGAAUGUCGGCGUCGGAUGGGUGUUUGGUACGAUGGCGAUCUUGGCCUUGAUACUGUUCAUCCCAAUCAUCAUUCUUAUGCUGUAUGGUCCUACUCUCCGACAGAUGGGUUUUGCUAAAUUGCGUGGUGACGAGGAGGGAGCUCAAGUUAUGAGAAAGGACGAAACUGCAUAAUCAUUACUUGAGUAAAUUAAUUGAUUGGAAUUCGCGCAGACAUGUCUCAUCGGGAAAAGUAACAAGCAUGAAAUAAAAUGAAGUC